Molecule: messenger RNA, 6249 nt
Organism: Patella vulgata (common limpet)
Lineage: Eukaryota; Metazoa; Mollusca; Gastropoda; Patellidae
Exons: 14
Coding region: 551-2437 (628 amino acids)
Molecular function (GO): protein binding
Source: RefSeq, a predicted model, not a curated record
AAUUAAUAAAUUUUAUAAAGGGAAAGUACGUGUUUGACUUAGAAACAGAGAAAACGAAAGAACUGAAGAGUUAAAAUAAGGGACACAAGUUGUGUCACACAACUGGAUGUUACGUGAAACCAUUGGCUCUCAUCAUGACAUAAGCGGCCAACAUUUCUCACCGGUUGCGUCUCGCGUGAAAAAAAACAAACAACAAACGUGUGUGUUUUAUUAUGACUAUUCUGUUUAAUUACAGUUCUAGGUCCAAGCACGCGUUGCAAAGAAUACAGUGAUAAGGAUUAUUUUUAUGGACUUCUUCUUGCAAGUCAAGUACCUAUAAUUGCGCGAUAAUCGAUAUUUUAAAACUGUAUCGUUAAUCGAUUUUCAAAACACUUACUGACGAUGAUUAUCGGCAAUUAACGAUAAUUUCCGCCAGCCCUAGUCUCUUGUAAAUUUAUGUCAACAACCCGUUACGAGCACGCCAUUAAAGGGAAAGGGAAACAACAAUUUACUAGAAGAUACUCAGCCACUAAUUCCGGGCCCUGUUACUACUAGCUGGACAGAUAUAUUCAUGCAGGUAUUUUGUAUAAGCUAUUCCAAGAUGAUUGACUACAGUUCAGCAAAGGACAUUAUUUCUGGUUCUGAUUUCAGAGAAGGAGAAUUUGAGGCUAUGAAAAAAUAUGCGGUAGCUCCGCAAGCAUUUCGUCAGAAAUUAAUUAAAGACAGUAAAUCUGUGGAUGAAAUAUGGCUAUGUGCUGCUAUAGAGAUCCAGAGAAGAUGGAGGGGUUAUAGGGGAAGGUGUAAUAUAUUUGGUGUACAUGAACCUGUAUUAAGUAAUGUAGCAGUAUAUAGUAAUAGUUUAACUGGUGCUGAUAGAUUGAAAGAUGCAGAGAAAGAUGAAAAAGAACCUACUGCUCCCUCCCCCUCUCACCCACCUCCAUCAGUUCCUCCACCCCUUUCCCAACCUUCUCCUGAACCACCAGUUCAAAAGCCUAAACCAAAGCCAACUAUAAAGAAAACUCAUGCAUUGCGAAGGUUAGAACAGUAUUAUAGAGAAUAUGUUAAAGAGGAAAAAGAAAAGGAAACCAGAGCAGAAAAUAUAUUUAGGUUUGCUGAAUUUUGUGCGGCAUUUAUACAGAAAUGGUGGAGGACAUUAGACUUGGACACUAUUCAUGCAAAAAUGUUACGAGAUAUGGUACAAGAGGAGGUAGAAUAUGAGGAGGAAGAAGAGUUUGAGGAAACUGCGGAAGAUGAAGACGGGGAUGCUGAAGAGUCAGAAGAGGAGGUUGAAGUGGAGGUAGAGAUAGAAUAUGAUGGUCAAGCUGAUCCUGGAGGUGAUCAGCCUCAAGAAAAAGUCAAGAAAAAUGGGAAGAAAAUAACUCAAGUAAAGAAGCCCAAAGAAAAGAAGGAAAAGGCAAAAGUGAAAAAGACACGAACUGUAAAAAAGACAAAAGUUGUACAAAAGAAACCUGAGAAUAUAAAACAAGUGGUUUAUGCAGCAUUUCAACAACAUAUAAAAGGUUUAAAAGAUGAGAGAGAUCGGGAGAAGAUGGAUCGUAAUGAAGCUGCAUGUAAAAUACAGAGACAAUGGCGAAGGCAUAUUGAUGUGCAGGUUUAUCGGUACUAUAGAGAUUUAAUCAACUUUAAAACACAAGGUGAUCCAGCUAUGAUGUUAAGAUGUAUUAAUCCUAAUGAAUCCAGAUUAUUAGAUCCAGCUACUGGUGUUCAUGUUAGAUUUAGAUUAGCAGGAGAUCGGUUUCCACCUAAUAUCUACUAUAAGAUCUUUACUCAUAGACCAAUAGUUGAUAUGUGUGCUAAUAGUCCUAAAGAUUAUACGAGAGCUACAGCUAAGCAAUCAGUAGCAUUUGAUAGAAACAACAGAGCUAGACAAAAUCAACUUGGUGAUAGAAAAGAUAAAAGUGGUUGGUACCAACGAGUUGAAAAUAAUGGCUGGCGUUUGGUGUCUGACCGUCUGAUUCAUCACAUUAUGUCUGACCCUGUAACAUGGGAAAGCUCCAAGAAGAAAUAUGAAUUCCAUCAUGACAAGCUUCACCGUAAACAAGAUGUUGAAAAAAGAAGAAAAAAGAAAAAAAUAGAUUGGAUGAAAAAAAUGUAUAAAGAAGGUAUGUUAAAGGCUAGAUCACAUGAUAUAGAAACUGUUAAACUAAUAGAGGGUGCAGCAGGUGGUAUGGUAGCUACUAUAGAUAAUAUUGGUCCAGAAGCUCUAGAAGAAUGGGAAGUGGAUGAACUUCUUGAUUGGACAACUAGUCUUAAUUUUGAGGACUAUUGGACAGGAUGGAAAGAUUUAGCCACAAGCGCACAUUCAGAACAAAAAACAGAUGAGAGAAAAAGAGUUUAUACAGAUUUAGAUCCAUAUGAACUGACAUUAUCAUCUGGUGCUUCUAGAUAUCAUUCUACAAGACAAUCACAAAAUACUCCAGUUUCUGUCAUUAGAUAACACGUCUUUAUAAUAUUGUGUGUAAUUUGUGUUUUUAUAAGCUGACAUUGAAAUGUGGUCGUAUAUGCCGUCCAUCCAUGGUCCAGCGUCCACAAUUGCUUGUGGAUGCUCUAGAGACUGAAGUUAAUAUCCAGUUGACUUUAAAUUUAUACACAGUGUUAACGGUCAUGAGACGAAGAAGCCUAUUGAUUUUCAACAAUUUCCGAUAAUUACUACUCACUUUAUGGCUCUAAUAACUGCCGGACAAAAUGGCCACUCCCUGUACGCAAAUAGUAUUAAAGUAUCUAAUAUCAAGGUUGUGGACCCUCUAGAGGUCACAAUAUUGAUUCAAUUUUGAUGAAACUUAAAAUAUACUGAGCGCCAUGGAAAACGCAAAACGCAUCACUUAGUUUUUCGUAUAACAAAAUGAUCCUGUAAACAUAUCUUAUUUAUUUUACUUCUUAUUGUGAACAAUAUUCAAAUGGGAACACAUCAAUAACAACACAUUUGUACACUUAUGGAUUUUUAAUCUGUAAUCAAGGGUACAAAGUCAGAGGGGUCAAAACCAAAAGUACGACACAGAUGUCAUUUGCACGUGUGUCCUCCACGGGCCAUCAUCACGGUAGGCUACAGCAUUAACGCGACCCCUGCAAAUGUGUAGGGCGGUCCGGUGAUGAAAUGUGAAGCCUCCCCACACCAUUACACUUCCCCCACCCCAUCGAUUCGUUUCGAAGACGCAGCAGUCUGCAAGACGUUCCCCAAGACGUCUCCACACACGUUGACGGUCAUCAGCGUGAUAAAAGAUGAAAGUGACUCUCAUCACUGAAGAGCACACUUUGCCAGUCUACUCUUCUCCAUGUCUGGUGUCCUUGAGUCCAUAUCUACGGUGGCUGAUAAGGGACAUGAAAUAUGAUAUAAUUUGUUCUUUUUAAUUUUUACCCAAGUCAAUUUUAAUAUAAUUUGUUUUUUUGUAAUUUUCACCCAAGUCAAUUUUAAUAUAAUUUGUUUUUCAUAAUUUUCAACCAAGUCAAUUUUAAUAUAAUUUGUUUUUUUAUAAUUUUCACCCAAGUCAAUUUUAAUUUCCACCCAAGUCAAUUUUAAUAUAAUUUGUUUUUUUAUAAUUUUCACCCAAGUCAAUUUUAAUAUAAUUUGAUUUUUAUAAUUUUCACCCAAGUCAAUUUUAAUAUAAUUUGAUUUUUAUAAUUUUCACCCAAGUCAAUUUUAAUAUAAUUUGAUUUUUAUAAUUUUCACCGUACAUAUCAAACGCCACUGACGGUGAUGAUCCCUGAGGAUAGCUCCAACAUAAGGUCGUCGUGCACCGAGUCCUACUUCUCUUCGACGACGUCUUACAGUGUUGGCACUUACUGGUCCUUGUCUUCCGACGACUGCUGCACCUGUUCGAGUCGCUGGGCGGAAUCUGUCACGCAGAUGAGUGACCCGGAUGUAGCGGUCUUGAGUCUGGGUUGUAACACGUUGUGGACCAGGUCGUUGACGAUCAUGUGUUGAUCCAGUAACUCAAACAUGUUCCACCAACCUUACAAUAGUGGACUGAUGACAAUUGAAGUGUCUGGCAAUAGCAUGUGUAGACAUGCCAGCCCUGGACAUUCCCAUGGCUUCAUUCCGUUGAUUUUCAGUAAGUCUCGGCAUCUCUAGCUCGAUUCCUUCACACGUCCAACAACAAAUUACGACAGAUUGACGUUUCACAGUUCAUGUACUGCACAUUAAGUUGAAAACAUGCUUUUAAAGGGCUCACACACAAUGCUGCACGUGAAUAUUGGGUUUUUCAUGUGCAUCUCGUGCUAUUUUUUUUUAGCACACGGGCCGAUAUUUUUUGCGUUUGGGAGCAUUGUGUGAAACAAUAGUUCAUAGUAUUGCAUAAUAUUAUACAUACAAAACCACCUAGUAAUAAAAUAUUUGGGAAAAAAAAGUGAUGCGUUUUCCAUGGCGCUCAGUAUAUGUGUUUUAACCUGCCCAACAAAAUGGCCGCUCCUUGAACACAAAUAGUGUAAAAGUAUGUAAUACAAAGGUUGUGGACAAUUUUUAUCCGAUUUUGAUGAAACUUAAAAAUAUGUUUAUAUCUCAAAGAUCUUGUUUCCUUACAAUAUUAGCGCAUAUCAGACUACAAGUCUCUGGAUUAUGGCCCCCAAUUGUGCAAAUAAUCACAAUUUUUAUCUGAUUUAAAAACCAUUUAAAUAUAUCACCAUUACACCAUAAUGAAGGUUGAGUUGAAAUUUCGGGAAAAUCGUAUCGAAACAAAACUGCCGACAAAAUGGCUGCUCCAUGUACGCAAACAGUGUAAAAUAUAAUACAAAGGUUGUGGACCCACUAGAGGUCACAUUUUUUUGUCCGAUUUUGAUGAAAUAUAUGUUUAUAUCCCAAAGAUCUCAGUUCCUUUCAAUAUUAGCGCAUAUCGGACCAUAACUUACUGGUUAAUUAUGUGUAAUAUCUGAUUGUAUGAAAAAAUCACAUUUUUUUUUCUUUUCUGUCCACCUCUUGCAAAAUGUGGGCGUAUCUUGCAUGGCAACUGCUGGUUAUAUAUAUAUAUACUAAACAGCAAAAAAACAUGUCAGUAUGAUUUUAAAAUUAGAGAGGCACUUUAAAAUCAAAUCAUUCUAGAAAACGACUUACUAAAUGGAUCAAAACAAUUUUUUGUGAACAGUAUGUUGACACAUUAGUGAUUAAUUCAUCACAAUUCCAAGACAUUACGAGGUUUAGAGUCUGUACAGUCUAUACAUCAGUAUCUGGUGUGUCCAGCGCGAGUAUCAAUAACAGCAGCGCAGCAAUUGUACAUGGAGUGGACCAGACGAUUGAUGAACGCCAUUGGCACCUGGAACCACACUCUCCGAAAAGCCUGGCGCAAUCCAUCGGCUGUGUUUCGAUGACGUGCUAAAUGUGGUAUGACGUGGAGUCUGAGAUCUUGAUCGAUGUAGCGCACUGCUGUGAUGUCGCCCCCUCUCUCUGGACCAAGAUUUUGGAACACCACAGGACCCACUCUCUGGUUCAGGCCGAUUCCACCCCAAACCAUUAUGCUUGGACCUCCCCAUGAAUAUCGUUCCAUGACAAAUUGGUCAGAAUAAUGCUGGCCACUUCGAAGCCAUAUUCUGGUCCUGCCAUCUGCAGUUGAUACCCAAUACUGCCUGCGUUGCCAGUUCUGGUGUUGUUUGGCAAACUGUAGACAAUCACGUCGAUGGUGAGAAUCGGUCCACGGUAAGGUCUACGGCAAUGGAUGUUCCCUCUGGUGAGACGUCAGCGUACUGAUGGGUCUUCCGCAUGUUCCCACUGUCGGACGUGCUGUCUCAGAUGCCUGUGAUAACCCUUGGUCUACCAGUUCAGGGGAGAUCAUCCGUGGUGUUGGUGGCCCAAAAGCGUUGCUGAAGCCUGUAGAUGGUCCGAACAUUGACCUGGAAGUGAUUGGCAACGGCUUUGGGAGUGUGGCCAGCUUCGAGGUUUCCAAGCGCAUGGUUCCUCUGAGCUGUGUGAGUUGUGACAUGCUGCUGCCGUUGUAGUGUGAAUGAUUCAACCAGGUAUAGGGCUGGACCCAGUGAACAGCACGUGCAGAAUGAGUUACAUGAAAAUCAUUGAGAACACAUUAACAUCUCAGAAGUCAGGUUGCGUUUUUGAGAACAUUUCCUGGGUUCAAUUCUGUGUUUCGGAAAGAGCCUUAUUGCUCAGGUAAAGUUGGAGAUGUGGUCACAAAUAUACAAUAAAAACAUUUGGCAAGUUUUAUGCAAUGCGUCUAUUCAGAGUAACAUACCAACCUGGCGUUUCUUUUGCUGCUUAGUAUAUAACCCACUAUGUUGGCCUAUACUAAGAUAUAAAAAGUUUGAAUUGUU